UGGCUGCAGAGGGUCGCCCAGGAGCCGCCCCUAGGCCCGGCCUCGCAGCCUGCCCUGCCCCUGGCGGUGGUGGCUGUGGAGAGGUACCUGGGCGAAGGCCCUGGGGCAGCCGUCUCGCCCCCUGCCUGCCCCCAGUACCGCUACGAUGUGACCCUGGCGGACAGCGCCUGCCAGCGCCAGUGCCACCUGGCACCCCCCCUGCACCACCUGGUGCAGCGUGGCGCCCUGCGGGCUGGUUGCCAGGUGCGCGUCAAGCGCUGCUCCUACCUGUACGAGGAGCGGCAGCUGGGCCACGGCUUCCUGUGCCUGGAGCAGCUGGAGGUGGUGGGCGACCUCCCGGCUGCGGCCCCGGGCUGGAGGGCGCCACCCGCCGAGAGCCGCCAGCUGCCUCUGAAGGGUGGGAGGAAGCAUUUCCUUCCCCUGUGGAACAACGAGGACCCGUAUGGUGACCUGUGGGUGGUCGAGAAGCCACCAGGCCAGGUCGACGUCGAGGCAUCCAAAUUAAUUUCCCUUGGUCAUCUGGAAAUGAGCUGGAGAAACAGAAUUCACUUCCGUCCCUUGCUUGUGAGAAUCAUGCACAAAUCUAGACUGAGGUACUAUGGGAAACCUGACAAAAGACUGGACGUUCCAUAUCAGGCUUAUUUUGAAGUUGCUGACAGUUCAGGCAUGAUGUCAAUGGUUUUGUGGAAUUCCUUAUGUCCUGAAUGGUAUAACAGUAUGCAGGUUGGCACAGUGCUUCUACUUGAACAGUAUGCUAUCAAAACCAGUUAUCCAUUUAAAACACAGCCAACCCCAGGGGAUUCACAGAUGAAGAGAUUUGCUACAAUUGAAAUCAGCCUGAAUGUUCGAGAUCCUCCAACAAAAAUUACUGUUGUUCCGGAAUCAAUAGUUAAACCAGAAUGGAGAUUACCUGAAGUUAAAUACCGGUUUAUAACUAGGUCAGAACUGGAUAACUUACCAAACAGUCAUUCCUGUGAUGUAAUUGGCCUUGUGACAUUUGUGGGACGGACAGAACGGACAAAAAAGAAAGAACAUGGUGAAGAUUUUUGGACAAGCCGCUGGGUACAUGUUAUUGAUGGGACCUCAAGUCAUCCAUUCAUACUGGAAUUGUUUGCCACAUCUCAGCCAGAUGUGUUUGAACAUAUUCACCCAAUGAUGUACUUAGUGUGUACACAGAUGAGAGUGGUACGAAACAUCACUGAACAUCCAUUACCCAUUUACCUUACAACAUCGAAUGAGAGUCAGAUAUUCGUUACAGGGUGGCACAAAGGUCAACCAUAUACCAAGGAUACCAAAGUGAAAAACUUUAUUAGGUGGAUUAAAACUCAAAACGAAGCUGAUCAAAUGAAGAAAACUGUCAUUGGUGGAUAUUACCCUUUUCCACCAUUGCCAAAUACCUUUCUGGAAUACUGUAAAAACAAUAGAAGUAUAAAUAAAGUUGAAUCAGUCUUGAAAACCAUAAGUGAAAUGGAGAGGGAGCUUGAAGACUUGCACUACAGGGAGCACAGGCGCUUCGCUAUUCAGGGAAUAAUUAGUGUUAUAAGAUAUGUCAGCUGUAGCAGUGCAGCUCAAGAUGCCUCAGGAGUGGAACCAGUUCAGCCACCAUCUAAGACUACUGUAAAGGAUUCUAAGAUGUCCGAAGAGGAUCUUGUUAACAAGGGGAAAGACAGAAAAUGUGAAGGCAAAGAAGUUCCCAACUCACAGUGUGCUCCCCUUGAACAGCAUCACCAUGCAACUGUGUUAACCAGAAAGAGUCCUGUCAAGAGAAAGAUCAUGCAUUGUCUAGAGGUUGAACAGAAAAGGGACAUUGCUGUUCCUGUGUCUUCAUGCCCAUAUUUCACAAGAUCUGCAAGGAAAAAAGGCUGCUUGGAUGAAUUUCACCAAGAAGAUUCUAUGCAUGAAAACAUUAGACUGGCUGUGCCGGAUGCUUCAGAGUCCUGUACUGACAAGGAAGGAAGGAAUGACACACCUGAAAUAGAAGAGAUGGGAAGGACUUGUGAUUCUUGGCAAAGUGAUCUGUGGACGCGGGUGAAAGACAAAUUAACAGAACGCUUACAUCACAGCACUGUAUUCCCAGAAAGCAUCCCGCAUAAAUUUGAUUAUACACACAAAGAUUUCCUUAUGCAGCAAUGCAACCUUCAUCCAGCAAAGCAUAAACCAAAAGAAUACAAAACAAAUAUGGAAAGCCAUGAUUUUAGCAGCACUGGCCAUUAUGAAGUGACAAUACUGGGUAUAAACCAUGAUGUAGCUAUUGAUAUUGCAUUCUUACCUCUACUUUGUCCUGAAUAUCCCCAUUUAUUUCAAAUGGAGAAUAUUCAGAAUGAUGCAUUAUUAUCCUGUAUGAAUUGCAUCUCUGUGCAGCAACAGGAGACCACCAGCAAUGAAAGACCUUGUGACUUGUCUCCACUUCCAGAUGAAAUUGUAAAAGCAGCAGCUGACCUAGACAAACAGCAUGUCAUCUGUAUCUUGGACAUCUGUCAUUUGGGUGAAGAUAAAGUAGAAGUCUUUCUGAGCAAAAUCUAUAAGAUAACGGAGCCUGGUGUGGUGACCCCUGUGUAAUUUAAAAAAUAAAUUAUUUUGAUAUUUGUCAAAGUUAAGCAUUUAAAGUAUUAUGAUGUCUUAUGACAGAACAUGUGUAAUGACAGUCAAACUAUUACAAAGGAAGGCUUGGUCCUUUGUGUCUGAAAGCAUUAGAAAGUGUUACAAACAUGGUUGGUUGCUGUUGCUUUUGUAUAUAUUGCAUUGGAUGAAUCAACGUCUGUUGGCACCCAACUGACAGAUUUAUUUUUUUAUAUAUAUACAUUCAAUAAUUAAGCAAACAGACUGGCUGAGUAAUGGAAUAUUGAAACACAUUCUGUUGGCGUUCGAUGGGACUGGUUUGCACAUAUGCAGCAGAAGAAUUGGAUUUAAAGCACUGAAGUGAUCGUCCAUAGCUCAUUGGACCCUACCGUCGUUGCUGUGUGGCAGCUUGUGGGCUUGCUCAUGUGAAAUGUUCUCAGUUUAACUCCAGGAGAAGAAGUUGCUGUCACACAAACUGACCAUGUGAAUUGCCCCAUUGCUUGUUGUUUUGGUUUGGUAGAGCCCAAGAAGCUACUUUUGGUGAGAAACAGAAUUAUGCUUUAUUCUGUGGAAAAUAGAUUUGAGAGAGAGGUUGGCUAGCUGGUGGGGAGAAACUGGCCCUGCUGCCGACAACUUUUCUGUGGGUAGACAACCUCGAUCUUCAGUGGUUUCAGUUCUGCUGUCUAAUAUAAAUUACUUAAAAUAAACACGGCAUUACUUCUCUGCAUUUAGUGUAUUAUAAUCCGGUAACUAGAUGUGCACUUAAUAUAUUAUGAUGGAUAGCUACAUACCUGGGGCACCAGGUCUAAGUUUGAAAAUGUUGUCAGUGUACUUAAAGCAUCAUCCCUGCUACAGGUAUGUGUUACAAUUUUUAAAAAAUCUGCUAACAGUGUUGUUUGUGAGUAAAAGUUGUUAUUUGGGUAGACCAUGUAUUUUUUUUCUUUCUGUUUUGCAUUUUAUAUUUUAAGUACAAGAUAUAAUGUAGGCUCUAGGGUUAAGAAAGAGACUAGCCUCCAAACUGAGCCAUGCUGACUAUGCCAGCAGAUUUUUUUUAACUAGCUGCUAUUCAGAUAGAAGUCUAUUUUUAAGGAAAACUUCUAGAUCCAAUUUGUAAGGUAAUCAUGAUUUUUUGCAAUAGAAACGAUACACCAGACCUUUGUACAGAGUUGCUAUGGUAUGCGUAGUUCUCAUAACUCCCCUUUGAUGCAGUAUAGCCUAGGAAAGUGCUGCAUGGCUCUUAAAGUAUUAUGCUAUUCAAAAAGGCUCAGGACAAAAUAAAAAGAUAGUGUACUAUAGGUUAGCAAAAAGCUGUUUUGCAAAGGUUCCUUUUUGUUUCACUAUUUAUUUCAUUCAGUGUUGCUAAUAUUAAGAAACUAAAGUCAUAUCCAUCAUGAAACUCCUUUAAAAUCAUAAUGCUUUGUCAUAUCUCUCAUACCCCAGGAUCACACAGGGCUUUGUAGAACCUAUGCAUAUUGAAGGAAUCUUUUUUUCACUGCUGAAAUAAAGAUACUGCUGAGUUUAAAUAUCA
Molecule: messenger RNA, 4087 nt
Organism: Gavialis gangeticus (Gharial)
Lineage: Eukaryota; Metazoa; Chordata; Crocodylia; Gavialidae
Gene: RADX
Product: chromosome unknown CXorf57 homolog
Exons: 15
Biological process (GO): regulation of DNA repair
Cellular component (GO): replication fork
Molecular function (GO): single-stranded DNA binding
Source: RefSeq, a predicted model, not a curated record